GUUUCACCCGAGCCUCAGACUCAGACGAACAGACACACGCGCAUGACUCUGAAACCUAUAGCUCUGUAUAUACAUGACAGUUUGACAAAUGGCUGCAAACACAGAGAAAGAAACCAAAGCAAACCGCGAGGUCGUGUUGGGCUUCUUAGAGGAGGCCGAAUCAUGGCAGCUUCUUAAUAACCAGUUUCCAAGUAAAGUCGGAGGGAGACCUGCGUGGUUGAGCCAAGUGGAUUUACCAACUGUGCCUGAAUUACAGUGUGAGAAGUGUAAACUUCCUACAGUGUUUCUUCUGCAGGUCUACGCACCGAUAGCGGAAGAUGAGCGAUGUUUUCACAGAACUCUGUUUGUGUUCUGCUGCAAGACACCAGCCUGCUAUACGAAAAAUGACAACAAGUGUUUUAAAGUGUUUAGAUGCCAGCUGCCAAGGAAAAAUGACUUUUACCCCUUUGAUCCUCCUCCUGAUGAGAAGCCUGAGCAGCUAGUGAUUGAUCAUCAGGUUCUGGGCUCUGGACUCAAACUGUGCAGGCUGUGCGGUUGUCUGGGACAGAAAGCCUGCUCUCGAUGUCACUCUGUCACAUACUGCUGUAAAGAGCAUCAGACCACAGACUGGAAACAUAGACACAAGAAAGAGUGUUCUAAUGAGGUUUCUCAAAGCUCAGAGGAGCUCAGUUCCUUUCUGUUUCCCGAGUGGGAGCUGGUUACAGAGCCGGAAGAGCUUCCGGCAAAAGACGAGGAACUUCACCACAGUCUGGAUCAGGAGAACAUGGCAUGCUUAAACGAUGGUUUAGAGGACAGUGAACUAGAGAGUAUGGCCCUUCAUGAAACACAAGACUCUAAAGUGUUUCAGAAGUUUAAGAAGCGCAUCGCUCAUGAACCACAACAGGUUUUGCGGUAUUGCAAAGUAGGACCUCCUCUCUGGGUGUCAGCUGAACAUGUGCCACGUGAGGAAGAUGUUCCAGAAUGUCCAUGUGGUGCAAAACGUCUGUUUGAAUUUCAGAUCAUGCCUCAGUUACUGAAUCACCUCAAGGUGGAUAGGACAGAUGCCAGCAUAGACUGGGGGACGGUAGCCAUUUACACCUGUGCUGACAGCUGCGACCAAGGCACCAAAUACUCUACAGAGUUCAUCUGGAAACAAGACUUUUCAGGAGAUCAAGCAAUCUAGAAUUGGUUUGGUCACAUAAAAUAUAGUUCAUGCCCAUUAUAAUGCUUGAAAGAAAAAAAACAAUUUAUAUUAUUAAAGAAACGUGAAUGACAGAAGCAUUGGUUCUAUUACACCAUUUCUUUUUCUAAAUAAAAUUAAAAGGCCUUCACGAGUAGUAUUACCAAA
Messenger RNA from Puntigrus tetrazona (Sumatra barb), 1327 nucleotides. It is a transcript of the gene pdcd2, whose product is annotated as programmed cell death 2. Bases 89 to 1162 code for a protein of 357 amino acids. The record is from RefSeq and is a predicted model, not a curated record. The transcript is spliced from 6 exons. Gene Ontology annotation, cellular component: cytoplasm; nucleus. Lineage: Eukaryota; Metazoa; Chordata; Actinopteri; Cypriniformes; Cyprinidae.